Messenger RNA from Cladophialophora yegresii CBS 114405, 549 nucleotides. RefSeq lists its product as uncharacterized. The record is from RefSeq and is a predicted model, not a curated record. Gene Ontology annotation, cellular component: cytoplasm; membrane. Lineage: Eukaryota; Fungi; Ascomycota; Eurotiomycetes; Chaetothyriales; Herpotrichiellaceae. The transcript is spliced from 2 exons. The coding region runs from base 1 to 549 and encodes 182 amino acids.
AUGGUAUCACACAUCAUAACCACGACUCUCGAAGCUGCCGCGCUCUCUGCGAUCUCCAACCUGGCAGCCCAAGCUAUCAAAGCAUACCGAGAAGAGACAUCCUUCUCCGUCAGGCUCGUGCCGUUGGCACAAUUCGUCAUCUUCACUCUGAUAUCCUGCCCUCCCAACAUCCUCUGGCAAGAAUACCUCGAGUAUAAGUUCCCGGGCCAGACGCUCGCGCCCUCCUUGUCCACGGACGUGAUCUACGAGAAACGGCUCGACAUACCCAAUACUUUGCGCAAGCUCCUGUUCGACCAAACGCUGGGGGCGUUCGUGAACACAUUUGCGUUCGUCGCCGCCAUGGCCGCCUUCAAGGGAAAACCAGCGAGGGCAGUGCAGAGAGAAGUGGAGAGGGAUGUUCUCCCCCUCAUGAUCAACAGCUGGAAGGUCUGGCCGUUUGUUGCGAUCAUGAAUUUCACUCUUGUGCCCGUGAACAGGAGAGUCAUUGUGGGUGCUAUUGUCGGUCUCUUCUGGGGGAUCUAUCUGAGCAUGUUUGCGGCCGUGGAUUGA